CGGCUGCCUCCUCCCUCGGCAAGUUAAGCAGCCCCCUUGCGCAAUUUGAUGAAUAGAAUCACUGUCGAAAGCGCUCGGAGGGGGACGUCCUCGUCGGAGUUGGCCGUGACGAAGACAAGAAGUCGAGCUUUCGCGACGCUGCCUCCGCUCAGUUCCUGCAGUUCUUCUGCUGUCCGGUACUUUCUCGUCAGACUCCGGACUCGUUGAGUCCUUUCGGCGGAAAGCCCUGAAGACCACAACAUGUCGCGUUUGAGAGCGGCUCCGCAACUCUGACCGAGGAUUCCGAGAUUAUAAUUUUUGUUUUUGUUUCUUUUUUUUAAAUUCCCAGUUUGUUUAAGUUCUCGAGAAGAGAGGAAAAGGCUGCGUCUCGUUAAGGAGGCCGGGUCAAACAUGGUGAACAGCCAAAUGUCCGGCGUGCCGGCGGCCCCCAGGACCUGCGCGGGAUGCGGGGGGAAGAUCUCGGAUCGCUUUCUGCUCUUCUCCAUGGAGCGCUACUGGCACACGUGCUGCCUCAAAUGCUCCUGUUGCCAGGCCCAGCUGGGGGACAUAGGCACCACCUGCUACAGCAAAGGGGGCAUGAUUCUGUGCCGCAGCGACUACAUCAGACUGUUUGGGCACAGCGGGGCGUGUAGUGCUUGCGGCCAGUCGAUCCCGGCGAACGAAAUGGUGAUGAGGGCGCAGGGAAAUGUUUACCACCUGAAGUGUUUCACCUGUGCCACCUGCAGAAACAGACUGAUGCCCGGGGACCGCUUCCACUACGUCAACGGUACCAUCUUUUGCGAGCACGACAGGCCGGGCGCUGCCUUGCUCAACAGCCACCUGCUUCCACUUCAGAGCGGCUCUGUGCUGACUGACCAGAAGGUAUGCUGAGUGCUCAGAGUGACAGCAUUUCCUUCCCAGUCUUCACUUCCCAUCAGUGCAUUCCUGCCUCUCUUUUUUUUAUUUUUUGUCU
Menidia menidia (Atlantic silverside) is the source of this 952-nucleotide messenger RNA. Lineage: Eukaryota; Metazoa; Chordata; Actinopteri; Atheriniformes; Atherinopsidae. The record is from the annotation of a GenBank genome assembly.